Molecule: messenger RNA, 1691 nt
Organism: Camellia sinensis
Lineage: Eukaryota; Viridiplantae; Streptophyta; Magnoliopsida; Ericales; Theaceae
Source: RefSeq, a predicted model, not a curated record
UUCUUCACAAUCUAACAACACCAUUAUUGAAGCUUUCAUUACAACCAUUCCACAAAUCUCAUCUCUCACUUCACAGUCUCUCUCUCUCUCUCUCUCUCUCUCUCUCUCUCGGGAGCUUGCAGAGAUGGGAUCGGUUUCACUGAAGAUAGGCGAUGGAACAGCCAGAUUCAAAAGAGCAACUCUCUGUUCUUCAGCUGUAAAUGUCCUCAUGCUCUUCUCUGUCCUCACUACUAAUCUCUUCGCUUUGUAUGCUUUCACUUCCUCCCCAAAUCCCCACCCACUUCACCACUCUCACAAGAACAUCUCUCUCAUCUCCGAACAAGUCUCUCUCAUCCUCAGAGAGAUCGAUUCUUCUCAGAAAAAGCUUGCCCAGAUGGAGAAAGAGCUUCUCGGCUACGAAAGCAUCGAUCUUUCACGACCCAACAUCGCAAACGAGCUCAAACUCUUCCUCAAACAACACGAGCUUCCACUUGGCAAAGAUUCAAGGACUGGGAUCACUGAAAUGGUGGCCUCUGUGGGUCAUUCUUGUGAGAAAUCUGUGGAUUUGCUCUCUCAGUACAUAAAUUACAAAGUCAAUGGUCCUUGCCCAGACGAUUGGAGCCUUGCCCAGAAGCUGAUUUUGCGAGGAUGUGAACCAUUGCCCAGAAGGAGGUGCUUUGCAAAGUCAAUACCCAAAAUAGGUUUGUACUCUUUUCCAAUUUCUCUUUGGAAGAAUGUUAGUGAUAGGAUCAUGAACUGGAGUGGACUUGGUUGCAAGAAUGUACAGUGUUUGAUUGGUAAGAAAUUGAAUAGAGAUUGUGUCGGUUGCUUUGAUUUGGUUAAUGGGUAUGAGAAUCAGAGAUAUGUUAAGCCUAGAGGCAAGAAUGAUUUCCUUAUUAAUGAUGUUUUAGCUUUAGGAAGUGGUGGAAUUAGAAUUGGGUUCGAUCUCGGUGGUGGGUCUGGGUCCUUUGCUGCAAGAAUGGCAGAGAAGAAUGUGACUGUUGUCACUGCCACACUGAAUAUUGAUGCUCCAUUUAGCGAAUUCAUUGCUGCAAGAGGGAUUUUCCCUCUGUAUUUGAGUUUGGAUCACAAAUUCCCAUUUUACAAUAACUUGUUCGAUUUGGUUCACGCUGGGAGUGGAUUGGAUGUUGGGGGUCGCCCGGAGAAAUUGGAAUUCUUGAUGUUUGAUAUUGAUCGGAUUUUGAGGGCCGGUGGGCUGUUUUGGUUGGACAACUUUUAUUGUGCCAGUGAUGAAAAGAAAAUGGCUUUAACCCGGUUAAUCGAACAGUUUGGGUACAAAAAGCUGAAAUGGGUUGUGGGAGACAAGGGGAAUGGGUCUGGGAAACCAGAGGUUUAUUUAUCUGCUGUUCUACAGAAACCAGUAAGAGUAUGAUGACUAUGAACUUGCUUUUGAGGUAAGAAUACUGUUAUUAGGUCUAGUUUUUGUCACACUGAAUUUGUGUGAGUUCAUUACUUAACAUCCUCAUGGAAUUUCUUUGCAAUGCCCAAUAAGUAAAGUUCAUUGGUUGUUUAUUUUCCCUGAUGUAAACCAAAAGCAUAGGAUGAUGGUUUGUUUGCAAUUAUAAAUUGUAAUAUUUUCUGUUCUGUAAUGGUAUGUCUCCCUUCUUUGGAUAAUGAUGAACCAUUAGGGAUUGUGAAAACAAGUUGUAUUCUAAAAUUUAUGAAGUCAUUUGAUUUUAAAAGUUUUAGCA